This is a messenger RNA of Symbiodinium natans, 672 nucleotides long. NCBI's taxonomy places the organism in Eukaryota, Dinophyceae, Suessiales, Symbiodiniaceae. The record is from the annotation of a GenBank genome assembly.
AUGGCAGCGAACUCUUCAGAUUUCAGGUACACCUACUUCAAGCUGUGGGCCAAGGGCCCUGCAGCGGCGCUGGCACUGCAGCACAGCGGUUUGGAGUGGGAAGGUGCCUUCCCCGAGGAUUGGAAGGCGCUGAAGCCCACGACGCCUUUCCUGGAGCUGCCCAUCCUCGAGACGCCUUCGGGGACGAUUGGCCACGAGCUCGCAAUCCUCAACUACAUCGGCCAGCAGUCUCAGAAAAUGGCCGGCGUCGAUCUGACUGAGUUCGCCAUCUCGCAGCAGCUGCUGAACCAGGCAGAGGACAUGUAUCAGAAGCUCAGCAAGCUCAAAUCUGGCCUCCUCUCAGGCGAGGAGGCUGACGCGUGCUGGACGGACGAGAACGAGCAGACGCACAACCGGAACUUUGGGUUCAAAGUCUACCUGAAGCUGCUGGAGGCGUUCUACAAGGCAUCCGGUGGCUCGGGGGGCAAGUUCACCACCUCGGGCGUGACGGUGGGUGAGUGCAAGCUCUUCUCCACGCUGCACGCCCUGAAGCUCAUCAAGGACAACAUUUUGGCAGACUACCCAGAGCUUGCGGGCUUCUAUGACCGCUUCGCUGGGGAGGAUGCGACACAAGCCAUACUGAAGGGCGAAGGUAAGAUGCCGGGCACGUUCGACCAGUACUUCAAGUUCUGA